CUAAGUUCUGACCGCGGGCAUUCAGUGCUACCGUGUAUCGAUAAUGCGAAGGACAUGAUCAUCGACACGGCGCUGGCUUGGUCCGGGGUCCGCGCCCGUUUCUCACCUGCCCCAUGCGUAUGGCCGAGGAUCCUGUUCCAGGGUCUAUCGGCGUCAUGGGAAUCCACAACAACCCCCGCGGGCCCGACGGGUCGGUUGUCAUUACGCCGAGAUUGUGUGACGGGGUUGGUGAAUGCUUCUAGUUUUGGAUUAGGCCGAGCCACGGAAUGCUUGGAUUUCAAGUCUCGCAGACAAGACCAGCAAACAGCGCAUAGCUGCGAACGCGUACAGCCCCUCUCACACCGGAUGGAACGUUGCAAGGAUGGAUGAUGGUGUACGGCGUCUGAUGCUCUGUUCACAGUCUAUGGCUUAUAUAUAACUACGUUCACAUCUAGCAGCCUCGUAUCCUGCUAUUGCUCUGCUACGUAUCGCUUGGAUAAAGGCGAGGACUUGACAUAUCAAUGUAUACACAUUCGCUCAUCUCCGUCCUCUGGCCGGCUGUGUUCGUGUGGUCAUCGCCAAUACGCGCCGCAGACUCACCGAGCUGGCAUCAGUACGUGCGCGCUCCGACUAGCGCCAUCGUACGUCCGGUAACAAUACUGUCGAACCAUACACGAGGGAAUGUCGACAGCGCCGAUGGGCUUGUCACGGGGUCUGCCACGACUGUGUUCACUAGAGUUGAUGGCUCGGACGAAAUCCCGACAGUCGUCGUCGACUUUGGACAGAAUGUGGUCGGUCAGCUGUUGCUCGAGUUUGCUGGCUCGACGAAUGGGUCGUCUGGAGCUUUUCCUGGGGUGCGGUUAGCAUUUUCAGAGGCACUUGAAUAUCUUACUGAACGUAGUGAUUACACCCGUUCAGACAGAGCACAAGGAGAUCCGCCCCAACUCAUCACUACCGGAACAGAUCAGAUCGCUGUGAAGAAUAAUCCAUAUACCUGGGAAGAUCAAUGGGCUUGUGAAUAUGACGACCAAGUCUGUUCCGAUGGCCUGCAUGCAUUUCGAUAUGUGCGGAUUUCGCUAGACGCCCUGACAACAGACUCGCCGUACACAUCCGCCGAAGGCCAAGUCGAGAUUUCGUCCGUCAGUCUGCGUUGGUCCGGAUAUCUAGGGACUGCGGACACAUUCACAGGAUGGUUCGAAUGCUCUGAUACGAACCUAACUCAAUGGUGGUAUAAUGGUGUCUACACAGUUGAAAUGGGAACGGAUAUCUUUCGCACCAACGACACGGAGCCUCGGGGCGCAACAAGCGCUACGCUCCUCGGCAAGCUCGUCCUUCAUGACGGCGCAAAGCGGGAUCGCGAUCCAUACAUGGGGGAUCUAGCAGUGGCAUCGCUAACAAGCUACUUCUCCCACGCCGACGCUUCGGACGCAACCCUCAAUGUCCUCGAGGACCUCGCUGCCCACCAGCGAGCAGACGGAUGGAUUCCACCAGCCAGCAUCAACCACUACACGCUGCAACUCUUCGAUUACCCGCUGUACUGGAUCACCUGUAGCUGGGACUACGUCUUCUACACAGGAAACACGUCAUACAUGAAGGCGCACUACUCCGUCCUGACAAAGAUCCUAGACACGUAUUACCCCGCGCACACAGAUGCCGCGACGCAAUUGCUCGUACGACAGGACGGAUACGGCGACUACGCGUUUCUGCCACGAUCGGGCUCAGCAGCGUACUACAGCGCCCUAUACGUGCUUGCGCUGAACAAGGCCGCCGAGCUCGCGGAACUCCUCUCCACACCCGCCACGCAAGACGCGGCCCGAUGGCGCGAGCGAGCAGCCGCUGUGUCCCAGAGCUUCCAGGAGACGCUCUGGGACCCCUCGGCAUUAGCGUACUUCGACCGCAAAUGCACGGGGACGGGAUGCGCCGCGCACGCGCAGGACGGAAACAGUCUCGCUGUGCUAUCAGGGAUAGCGAACGGCACGACUGCGUCCGCGGCACUAGACUACCUCUCGACGCAUCACGCGCGGUUCUACGGGAACGCGUUCUACGAUGCCGGCGGCGAGGAACUGGGGGCAGGGUUUUCGACGCGCGUGUACGCAUUUAUAUCGUACUUUGAGGGCGCCGCGCGCUUCGAGGCCGGCGACGUCGCGGGCGCGAUCGACUUGAUACGACGCACGUGGGGAUGGAUGGCGGGUCAAGAUCCCGGGACAACGCACUGGGAGGGCAUCGGGGCCGACGGGAGCAAGUACGAAGCCGCCGAUACGAGUCUGUCCCACGGCUGGUCGACGGGCGUGACGCCGUUGCUCAGCACCUAUUUGCUCGGCGUCAGGCCCACGCGGCCGGGUUUCCGUGAAUGGGCUGUUGAUCCCGUGGCUACGGAGGAUAUCGGCUGGGCUAGGGGUGUGGUACCGACGCCGUACGGGCCGCUAGGUGUUAGCUGGGAACGAGAUGCCGCCGGCGCUAUCGUCGUCACUGUUGAUGCGCCUGAGGGCACCAUGGGGACGGUAGGAGGUUCUGCGUCUAAGGAGAAAGGAGCACGGAUCCAAGGCGGCCGCAUGACCGUUGUGACGCUGCCAAAGGGCCUGUAAUAUAUUAUGUAUAUAUAGUCUUCAGCAUUGAUGAUGGAGUGUUUACUGCAAGAUUAUUGUCGACAUUAUCACCUCGUUUAUCUAAGCUCAGUACUGCUGCUUCAUAACUAUGUUCUAGCAGCCUAAUAGACAUUACUAGAUUAUGAAAACAACGAAGUAGAAUUCGUACAGGUUUCUUAUCUUUCAAGUCAUU
Xylaria bambusicola is the source of this 2757-nucleotide messenger RNA. Its product is annotated as Six-hairpin glycosidase-like protein. The record is from RefSeq and is a predicted model, not a curated record. The coding region runs from base 501 to 2564 and encodes 687 amino acids. The transcript has 3 exons. Gene Ontology annotation, biological process: carbohydrate metabolic process. NCBI's taxonomy places the organism in Eukaryota, Fungi, Ascomycota, Sordariomycetes, Xylariales, Xylariaceae.